Messenger RNA from Prorocentrum cordatum, 915 nucleotides. The record is from the annotation of a GenBank genome assembly. NCBI's taxonomy places the organism in Eukaryota, Dinophyceae, Prorocentrales, Prorocentraceae.
AGGAUUCGCGAAGGCGGCGGUGGGAGCGCCUGCUGCGCGCGGAGGCGUCGCGCGUGCACGGGGGUGCCGCCGCCGCGGCAGAGCCGCCCCCCGCCGUCGACCGCGGGAGCCCACGGUGGCUGGCGCCCCCUCGGAGCAGUCCUGGCUGGAGCCGCUGGAGCCGCAGGAGAGGGCUUCGUCGCCCUCGCCGAGCCCGGGACGUUCCUCGCGGAGGGCUCCGACGCCCGCGACGUGGGCGUCACCGGGGGCUCGGUCGGGGGCGCCUGCGUCCACUUCGGCACGAGGUGCCUGCGGGCUCGGGACACCCGGGUCUACGAGAACCUCAGGCACGCGGCCACGGCGGGCCGCAAGAGCUGGCUGGUGUACGGCAAGGACGGCCGGUACAUGAAGGUUGUCGAGAUCGGCGUGCUGUGCGUGGACGGAAGAUUGGGGCGGCGGAUAUGGUGGUGUUCGGCCUAUCCCGCCACCGUUCUCGGGCCGUUGACCAAAGUCCCAUCGGUGUCACAUGGAAGGUUUCUCGGUUGUCGAGGUCAGCUUGUUGCGACGACGCACAUGGCGAAUCACGUUGCCACGGGAUAUUUCUUCGGGAACAAGUGCUCUGGGGAGCCGUUCAAGCUCCCACAAGAACGACGAGGGCGCCAGCGAGGAUUUCGAGAGGGCCGCCGACAAGCGCGCAAUGCUCCCCGCGGCCUCAUACUACGCGCUGGGCCUGGGCGCCACAGAGGUACACUGGACCCUGCAGGAGGUGUGCGCAGGGUGCUCGGCGGCGCCGCGCCGUCGCCCACGCGCGUGCCGUUCCCGCCGGGGUGGCGCCAGGACUGCCGCCCGCGAGGUCGCCAGGGCGCAGGGCGAGGCGGGCAUCGCCCUGCGGGGCGGCGUCGGCACCCGCCCCGCCGGCCACGCCAGCACCGCGGC